Messenger RNA from Enhydra lutris kenyoni (northern sea otter), 1432 nucleotides. It is a transcript of the gene MRPL39, whose product is annotated as mitochondrial ribosomal protein L39. The transcript has 10 exons. NCBI's taxonomy places the organism in Eukaryota, Metazoa, Chordata, Mammalia, Carnivora, Mustelidae. The record is from RefSeq and is a predicted model, not a curated record. Gene Ontology annotation, cellular component: mitochondrion. Gene Ontology annotation, molecular function: RNA binding; nucleotide binding. The coding region runs from base 506 to 1396 and encodes 296 amino acids.
AGGCUUGAAGGAUUGUCUGCUCAGAUGGGACCUGAGGGGGGUCCUGGGAGGUCCCACGGGGUUGAGGGCGGAGGUGGAGCUUUAGGUCCCGGCUGUGGCGGCCGCCGCCGCCUCCGGACCUGAGGGUCCAGACCUCGGGGCACAGAGAGAGCGGGAGGAGCUCAGGGCCCGUCUGGGAAGGACCCCGCGUCCCGGCGUGACAUGUGCUCGUUUUCCCAUUGGAGUACUCGUACUGGCUUGGUCACAUCCGCUCUCAUUUAGGGUUUGGAAAACAAGUUCAGCAUUUCCCUCUCUGGUAUUGAUCGUUUUGGCGAGGGAGCUCAGUCCUCUGGAGCUUUCUUGUCCCCAAGGUCUUCCAAAGCGACAGCUUUGCUCACCUUCCCAGUGACUGGUCUGACUUGGACUCUACUUCCUGGUUACUCUUGGCCUCUUACUGUAAAGCAGAGUUUGGAGGUCGAUCGCAACUUCGCCAGCUUCUCGCCUGUCACCGACCGAACUGAUAGAAAUGCAGAAUGAUCUCUUUAAUAAAGAGAAGAACAGGCAGUUGUCAUUAACUCCUCGUACUGAGAAGAUCGAAGUUAAACACGUUGGGAAAACCGACCCUGGCACAAUUUUUGUGAUGAAUAAAAACAUUUCUACUCCUUACAAUUGUGCUAUGCAUUUAAGUGAGUGGUACUGCAGGAAGUCCAUUCUGGCUCUUGUGGACGGACAGCCUUGGGACAUGUAUAAACCUUUGACCAAAUCCUGUGAAAUUGAAUUUCUUACUUUCAAAGAUCGUGAUCCAGGAGAAGUGAAUAAGGCUUAUUGGCGUUCUUGUGCCAUGAUGAUGGGCUGUGUGAUAGAGAGGGCAUUCAAAGAUGAAUAUGUGGUCAGUUUGGUCAGAGCUCCAGAAGUUCCUGUAAUCUGUGGAGCCUUCUGCUAUGAUGUAGUUCUGGAUAAGAGACUUGAUGAGUGGAUGCCAACAAAAGAGAACCUACGUUCCUUCACGAAAGAUGCUCACGCUUUAAUUUAUAAAGAUCUUCCAUUUGAAGUUCUGGAAGUGGAAGCAAAAGUGGCAUUAGAAAUAUUUCAGCACAACAAGUACAAAAUGGAUUUCAUAGAAGAGAAGGCAUCUCAGAACCCUGAAAGAAUAGUUAAGCUACACAGGUUUGGUGACUUCAUUGAUGUGAGUGAGGGUCCUCUUAUCCCAAGAACAAGUAUUUGUUUCCAGUAUGAAGUGUCGGCAGUUCAUAAUCUUCAAGCCACCCCAUUGAGUCUUGUACGAAGAUUCCAGGGUCUGUCUUUACCCGUACACUUAAGAGCACAUUUUACGAUAUGGAAUAAGCUGUUGAAAAGAUCUCAGAAAAUGGUAACUGAAGAUCAAACUAAACCUACAGAGGAAAGUGCAUUGACCUAAUAACUUCUUAAAAUUUAAAUAUGUAUAAUAAAAUAA